AGAAAAAUCUGGACAGAAUGGAGAAGCGAAUGAGUUCAUUCGUGCGAUACUGGUGUGAGUCAUGGACAGGACACAUUGGUGAACCACCCGAGCCAGCUGACUUCCUCAAAUAUUUGACAGAAGCUGAUGUUUUCUUGUUCUGCGGCCACGGCGACGGCUGCCGCUUCGCGUCGGGCGGCGCGGGCGCGGGGGUGGAGGGCGCGCGCGGCGCGGGCGUGGCCGUGCUGUCGGGCUGCGGCUCCGUGCGCCUGCUGCACCCGCCGGGCCGGGGCGCGCCCGCCGCCGCACACCACCACCUGCACAUCGCCGGCAGCCCAAUGGUAGUUGGCAUGUUGUGGGAAGUGACAGACCUUGAAGUAGAUAAGGUGGUGAGUACGCUGUUGUCGCUGUACGUGCCAUCGACUGCACCGCUUCCCUGGGCCGCUGUGGGGAAGGCGAAAUGGAGCCAGGGGAUUUUGGAUACAACGGCUGAACCAAAGUCACAAUUCGUGCCAGAACCAAAUCUUCUCCUGGCAAUAUCACGGGCAAGGGGUUCUUCCAACUUCGUGAUGAUUGCUAGCAGCGUAGUGGCCAGGGGACUGCCAAUGAGGAUAGGGGCGUAAUUAAUGUUGAUAAUCAGUGGUAACUGCUGGUAGUUAGUUAUAAGGUAGUUCGUUUAUAUGUAAUUUUAAAUGAUAAGCAAUUUUUUUUUAAAUGUUGUAGGUAGGAGAUUUUGCUUCGUGAUGAUAUUAUUUCAUUUUUAAAAGCAAGUAAUACCAUGGAACAAUAAUAAGGGAGAAAGCUAAUCUCCAUAUUUCAGAUCGUAGUUCUGAAAAAGGCCGAAAUUCUAUAUCAUAUCCAGAUGGCGCUUAUCAAUAGCCUGGAAGUAGUUCAUAUUAUGUAAAUGUAAGAAGUCACUUUCUCUCUCGCCUGUCUUCAUGUUUUCAUACCUUACAUUGAUUACAUGUGACAGUCAUAUAAACUACUAUUUUGAACGUUGACAAAUAUGUGUGUCACUAGAUGGCAUUGUGUGUUACAAACUAAUUUAAAAAUUAACGCAAAUUUAGUAGCAAAAGAGCUCCUUGUGAAAGACGUCGUCC
Molecule: messenger RNA, 1079 nt
Organism: Hyposmocoma kahamanoa
Lineage: Eukaryota; Metazoa; Arthropoda; Insecta; Lepidoptera; Cosmopterigidae
Gene: Sse
Product: separin homolog sep-1-like
Exons: 4
Biological process (GO): proteolysis; meiotic chromosome separation
Cellular component (GO): mitotic spindle; centrosome; nucleus
Molecular function (GO): cysteine-type endopeptidase activity
Source: RefSeq, a predicted model, not a curated record